CCAUUUUCGUUGGUAGGAAAUAAAAAUCCCGAUUUUCAGUUUCUUCGCAGACAGCAGCUGGAUUAUGUGGCCAAAUGAUAAUUUGCGCGCUAAUCCAAUCUGAGUUCAUGAAUUUCAAAAACAUUUCAUUUUUUUCAUCUUCCUUUGCAUUUCAUUUCAUUUUCAGUUCAAUCAUUCAGCUUUCUCCAAAGAGGUGAAGCCAAUUUUUAGGGGACUUGUUGUGAACGAACCCAUGUACAGUUUGUGCACGACUUUUUCGACCUCAUGGAUCUGACGUUAUGGAGAUUUUUGAGUCCAAGAUUGACGAGCUAGUAUCGCUUCGCGAUGGAUACUUCGAAAAGUACCCAGAUGGAACAGAGGUGGAAAGAGUGAAGAUUGUCAGGGAGAAGGCUCUGCUUUUACUUGAGGAUGUACCACUAUCGGAGUUUCCUCGCUCUGCCGAACGCUAUCUUCAGUGUGGGCGGAUUCUGAACGCUUGUGUAGCGUACGACCCGCGUUGCGAAGAGUUUCUUAGCAAAGCAGUGAAACUUGAUCCAGAUGCUCUGGCUUGGUUAGAACUUGGAAUCUGCCUUUCUAAGAAACCUGACAUACAGUUUGCGAUAGAAUGUGUUGAGUGCAGUUUGGAACUGGAGCGUACAUCACGCGCCUUGUACACACUUUCAAUGCUUUUGCGAGCCAAGCUCAUGAAUACUUCUGAUCCUGCUGAGAGAGUUGAGCUAAGGAAGAAAUCGUCACAGUUGGCACAUGAGGCAGUUGGGUUAGAUCCAGAUUCUGGCGCGGCUCAUUCUUGUCUCGGUAACUCAUUGUUUCUCGAGUUUUUCAACACUGGCCAGAUGGACUCCAAUCUGUUGAGUCAAGCAUGCGACGAGUAUCGUUUAGCUCUUCGGUGCGGGAAAGAAUAUCGCAACGCAGACCUGCAUCUAAAUGCUGGGGCUGCCUUUCGUUACGAGGAGAAUUAUCCUGAAGCCUUGGAGCAUCUCCAGCUGGCAGUGAAGUAUGAUCCAAGUGAUGUUAUUGGCUCACAUAGCCGAUUAGCAUCACUCAACCAUUUCCUUUCCAGUAUCGCAGCUGGCGUUCAGAAUACAGGUGGCUUACGAGCAAAACGGAUUGCGGAAUAUAAAGCAAGUCUUCCUGCCAAUCUUUCUUCAGUAAACCCUUUUACUGCCAGUCGGGUUGUUACAACUUUCAAUGAGCUGAGUGCUGGAGCUAAUCCUGGUGUAGCUGUCGUAGCAAGAGUUGUAUCUACGAUUGCACAUGACGAAGGAGUUCCUGUCGCCUCGAUUAUCAUGGACGUAGAAGGCGAUUGCGUGGCGCUUUGUGUAUACAAUUGUGCCCAGACGUUCUCUUUUUUCGUUGGUGAUACAGUCGCAGUAGCCGAUCCUCAUGUUAUAGAAGUGAAGGAUUUGGAGUUGCCGAAUUCUUCAAAGAUCUCGUUCCGUUCGAUCCGAGUGCCAAAUCCUUCGAAGGUGUCACGAAAUGGAAACCUUCCAAAACCGACACAAAUGGCUCCAUCACAUCUGAAGAUCUCUGCUUUAUAA
This is a messenger RNA of Cylicocyclus nassatus, 1538 nucleotides long. The record is from the annotation of a GenBank genome assembly. NCBI's taxonomy places the organism in Eukaryota, Metazoa, Nematoda, Chromadorea, Rhabditida, Strongylidae.